UAUAUUUAGGAAGACAAAAUAAAAUUUGAUCGUAAUUUCGGAGACAUUACUGUAAAUAAGCCUAUAUAUUACGUCUGUAUACAUAUGCAUAAGAAAAAGACAAACAUUACAGGUCAUGAUCGAAUGUGUUUUUUUUUUUUUUUUUUUUGGUCGGAACGAAUGUAGCAACAGCAUUUAUGCAACCAAAAAAAAUACAGCACGCAACUUUUCAGCAGUUUUUUCAUGGACAGUUGGAAGGAAGGAACUUUCAACUUAUUUAUGUACAUAUUUAUAUCUUUUUCCAUAGCGUGACUGAUAUGUUCAGUCCAUGAUCAAUGCUCUCUCGCUCUCUCGAGCCACCUAGUGAUAUAGAAAAGACCUAUUUAUACAAACCACAUCCAUCCACAACACAACCCAAAUCCAAAAGUUGCGAAAUCUAGUUUCUAAUAAAUGGAAGCCCUAUGCCAUGGAGGAGGCAUUGUCCAAGCCCUAAACACUCAUGUGUAUGGAAAUGGCAGCCAGACUUUGGUUCUGGCUCAUGGGUUUGGUUCAGACCAAACAGUUUGGCACUUCCUCAUUCCCUUUCUUGCAUGCUAUUUCAAGGUUGUGGUUUUCGACUUGGUUUUUUCACCAAAUGUUGAUCCAAAACUCUAUGACCCUGAAAGGUACGACUCAAAUUUUGGUGCCUACGCAGAGGACUUGCUGUGCCUUCUUGAUCAUCUCAAUGUCAAUAAGACUGUAUAUCUGGGCCACUCCAUGUCUGCCAUGGUUGGAUGCAUCGCUUCUAUUCAAAGACCACACCUGUUUCAGCACCUUAUCCUGCUAGGUGGCUCUCCCAGAUACCUCAACAAAACAAGAUACAAUGGAGGCUUUACCAGAACAGAACUCGAUGCAUUCUUCAACCAAAUCAAUCAGAAUUUCUCAAAUUGGGUUCUAAGUUUUGCUCCAAUAGCAAUAGGUGUAAAAGACACAAGUGCCAUAGCCGAGUUCGAAAACAGUUUGGGAAGAAUGACACCCAAGAUUGCAGUGAGUGUUGCUAGAACUGUAUUUCUAAGCGACCUCAGAAGAAUUUUGCCACAAGUUGUGGUGCCAAGUAGCAUAAUCCAAUCCAGGAAAGAUUUUAUUGUUCCAAAAACGGUUGCGUUUUACAUGAAGAAAAGGCUUGGUGGUCCUGCCAGAGUUAAGAUAUUAAAUACAGAAGGCCAUUUUCCCCAGUUGACAGUUCACCCUUUGCUCUUAAAAGUCCUGAAAAGAUUUCUUCACAUCAAAUAGACACAUGGUGGUGUUCUUAACUAAUCAUUGGGAGCAUACUCUACAGAAUAAAAUAAAAAAUAAAAAAAACCUUGCAAGUCACGUUUAUUGCAAAUUAUUGCUUCCCUAAAAUGUUAAUUUUAAGAAUAAUUUUCAUUUUUCUACGAAAAUUUAUCGGCUUUCAACCACUUAAUAAGAUUAUAUUAUGG
Molecule: messenger RNA, 1439 nt
Organism: Prunus persica (peach)
Lineage: Eukaryota; Viridiplantae; Streptophyta; Magnoliopsida; Rosales; Rosaceae
Product: strigolactone esterase D14
Exons: 2
Coding region: 430-1251 (273 amino acids)
Source: RefSeq, a predicted model, not a curated record